AAAAAACUAAUGUUAAACUAGCAAUCAAGCCUUGACUAUUAAACCAAUCAGAUUGUAGUUAGAUGUCUGAGUCAUUUUAGACUAGUGAUAAUGGUGUCGGAUAAAGGUUAUUGGGCAGUGUGGCUUUCGCAUUGUAUAGUAGACUAACACGGAAAGUGUUUGCAUAUUUGCAAGUUCACGUUCAGUCAGAUUUUCACGUGGAGUAUGGGCGGAAGAUCAGGCAAAUUUGUGGUACCUCAUACAGCAGAGAAAACCGAAGACAGUCUUCGUAAACCUGUAAGUAACGGUCUUUUGUUACAUUUUCAUGGUAAACACGAAACGAACUUAUAAACUUCUUGAAAUUAUCCACGUAGGUUUAUCUUUCUCUGGGACGUAUGGGCAGAAUAAUGAGUCUCAUCGUAAAUAGCCUUAUGUACUAUUGAUUUUCAAAAUAUUAUACGACCCUAUUGUUUAAACAUGGUUCCGAGGUUAGACUCUAUUACUAUCAAAGUCUUAUCAGAAAAUGGACUGUAAUAUCAAUGGAAUUUAGCACUUGGUCCGUAUUUGAGCAUACUCGACAGAGGAUGUCACGCAAAUCACAACACCUUAGCUCCAAAAUCUAAUCCUCUGAGUGCAUGAGCUGUCAUUUAGUGAUCAAAAUUAUCACUGUUGCGACAAAGAAAACUCAUGAAAAGUAGAUUAGCAAAAUUGGUGUCAGUUUCUAAGGAGGACACUAGUGGGUUUCACGACAUAGUUGUGUGUAGGGAUUUCAAAAGACAAAUGUUUAUAAUUUUACCAUAGAAGUGAAAUAACGUUUUUGUUUAAAGGUUAUAUUUGCAAUUAUUCUCAGAUGUUAUCGACUUAUGCGCUUGACUAUGUGGCUCGCAGAAUAAAUGUAGUGUUACAAGCUUGACAGAAACAUCACUUUUUGACCCUAUGCAAUUUCUAAGAAAAGCUAAUCCUUAUUUGGUUCACAUUUCCCCGUACGAAGAUACUAUUGAGCAGGUCAAAGCUUUGGAUAGCGAACAGUCAGUUCAGCUCGCGGAUGAUGUUAAGCUCGAAAAUGGUCACAAAGAGAAGUGUUCCUCAGAGGAAGAAAACCAUGAACAAGAAAACGGCGAUUUAACGAAGUCAGACGUUCCACAGAAUGGAGAUGCAAAACGGGCCAAGAAAGGAAACCCGAUAUCACGAAUUUUACGACGUAUAUCCAGAAAAGGCUCUAAUAUCAAAAAACACUCCACCGACAACACUUGUGAGAAACCUGAGGAUACUAAUAACGACGAAAAACAAGAAGUUAACACAACUGAAGCACAAUCUCCUGAGUGCAUAGCAAAUAAUAGUGUGGAUCCUACUUCUGAUAGUUCUGUCCUACUAGUUGCAGACAAGCUAGUUCAAGAUGUCAUUGUCUCUGCCACUCAAACUCGUUUGGAAGAAAUCCAAGUCUGUGAAGUGAAACCAUAUGAGGAAAGUUAUAAUCACACUGAGACAAAAAAUGAUACUCAAGAACCACUCUCCGAGGCGGAAAUUUCACAUGUCAAUUCUUGUAUCAAUGGAUCUUAUGUAAAUGGUGAACCCGUAAACGAAAGUAUAAACAAAUCUGAAGAUGUUCUGGUAAAUGGAAAUCAUACACAUGAAGAGGUGAAUGGUGUGGAUUGCAACAAUGCCAAUGGAUAUGCUGAUGAUAACAUAAUCCAGUCUAAGCUGGCAAAUCUGGAACUGAUUAACGGACAUUCUGAAGUUAAUGGAUUUCAUUAUGAAACAACAAACUCAGUGAUGCUAUCUAAUGAUUACUAAGAGCAUGACAAUGUCUACAUCUAUUUUGUUAAGCAACUUUACAGUUCAUCUUACAAGUCAAAUACUUUUUACCCCUCUGUAAUAAAAUUGAUUGUCUUUUUCUUUUGGCUAUUGUCUUACUAAUUGUUUUCUACAUGCAUCCGGAUGUUCCGGUCAUAUCACAUAAUAAUACUAGUGCUAUUCGUCAACAAAAGCGAUCAAUGUUUGCUACAUACACACGUUUGAUACAAACAAUUGUAUUCAGUUAAUUACUUUCUUUAUCGAACUUUUACUAAAAUUCUUUUCAAAUAUCUUUUAUCCUCACUGUAUUUGUAAAUCUGUAUUCAGGAUUAAAACAAUGGUUUCAAAUAAAUGCUUACAUUUCUUAAUUGUUAAUAUCGACGAGUUUCCUACUUGGUUUUACUUUACAUUACUCUUCUCCAAAACUGUUUUUGACUGCUUUUAGAGACCUCUUGUAUCUGGAUAUGACUUUAUUUUUUGGCUUUUCAAAAAUCAUGUUUUAAUAAUACGAUCUGGUCAAGCAUAUAAUCGUAAAGUUUUCAUCGACAAUCUUAUGUCUAACUUUCUUUUAGGAAAUCAUUGCCCUAUUUCAUUCAAAAUAAUGUCACAUUGAUUUAACCAUUAUUAUUGAUUUUAAAUGUACGAAAUAUUUUAAAACGCUUGUUCUUAUUUAUUCAAAAGUUUUGGAGUAAAGAAGUUUAUAACUAUCUAAGUUUCCUGGCUUCAGUAACAUGGUCAGGAUAUUGAUGUACUUAUUCCGAUUUAAAUUCCUCUGGAUAUCCUUAAGUACAAAUACUUCCUUUUUUGAACUACUAGUUAUAGAAAUUUGUAAUCAUUGAAUUCAUUCAUUAGUUAAUGAGUUGAUGUUAUUAAUAACAGAUUUAUCAGAAGCUAUAAAGGCGUUAGGGAG
Molecule: messenger RNA, 2683 nt
Organism: Schistosoma rodhaini
Lineage: Eukaryota; Metazoa; Platyhelminthes; Trematoda; Strigeidida; Schistosomatidae
Source: the annotation of a GenBank genome assembly